Molecule: messenger RNA, 1281 nt
Organism: Ostreococcus lucimarinus CCE9901
Lineage: Eukaryota; Viridiplantae; Chlorophyta; Mamiellophyceae; Mamiellales; Bathycoccaceae
Exons: 2
Coding region: 138-1262 (374 amino acids)
Biological process (GO): cytoplasmic translation
Cellular component (GO): cytoplasm
Molecular function (GO): GTPase activity; GTP binding
Source: RefSeq, a predicted model, not a curated record
CGCGACGCGCGCGAACGAGCGCGAGCGAAAGCUUCCACGCGCGAAAACACGACGCGCACCGUCGAUCGACGCGCGCGAAUCACCGAGCGGCAGCGCGCGCGCGCGCGUGCGAUUCGAGUCGGAUAAAAGAUCGAACCAUGAGUGACGGCGCCAUCAUGGAUAAAAUCGCCGCGAUCGAGCUGGAGAUCAGCCGAACGCAGGUGAACAAGGCGACGAGCUCACACAUCGGUUCGCUUCGCGCGCGGUUGUGUAAGCUGCAGCGAGAGCUGGUCGAGCUCGCGGGACCGAAGGGUGGACCCAAAGGCGAGGGCUUCGACGUCACGAAGACUGGGGACUGUCGAGUGGGAUUGGUAGGGUUUCCGUCCGUUGGAAAGUCGACGCUGUUGACGAAGUUGACGGGGGUCUUUUCAGAGGCGGCGGCGUAUGAGUUCACGACGCUGACGUGCGUGCCGGGAGUGAUUAAAUACAGAGGCGCUCGCAUUCAGUUGCUCGAUCUUCCCGGUAUCAUCGAAGGCGCGAAGGAUAACAAAGGUCGCGGUCGACAGGUGAUUUCCACGGCGAGAACGUGCGACGUGAUAAUCAUCGUGCUCGACGCGUUGAAGCCGUUUACGCACCGCAAAUUAAUCGAACACGAAUUGGAGGGUGUGGGCAUACGCUUGAACAAGAAACCGCCGGCGAUCACUUUUAACAGGAAAGAAAAAGGUGGGAUCGCGUUCACGCCUAACCCCAACGGGAAGACAACCUUCUUGGACGAAGAGACGGUGAAGAGCAUUUGCGCCGAGUACAAGAUUCACAACGCCGACGUCAAGCUCUUCGCGGAUUGCACGGAUGAGGAAUUGAUUGAUGUCAUCGAGGGUAACCGCAUCUACACCCCUGCGGUGUACGCGGUGAAUAAGAUGGACUCCGUUUCGUUGGAAGAAUUGCAGCUCAUGGAUGACAUGAAGCACUACGUCAUGACGUCUUCUGAAAAAGAGUGGAACUUGGACGGUUUGUUGGAGAAGGUUUGGGAGUAUCUCGAUUUGAUUCGCGUGUACACGAUGCCGCGAGGUACGCAGCCGAACUUCGACGAACCAAUCAUUCUGCACAAGAAGAAUUGCACGGUUGAAGAUUUCUGUAACAAGUUGCACAAGACGAUUAUUCGCACGUUCAAGCACGCCUUGGUGUGGGGGACGAGCGUGAAGCAUCGUCCGCAACGCGUGGGUAAGGAGCACGUGCUCGAGGACGAGGACGUCGUUCAAAUCCAAAAAACGCACGGAACCUAAUGGAUAUGUUGUCUUAGAA